AACAAUGUGACACGACGGCUACUAAAUCAAAUCAACAAAGGAAGACUCCAGAGCAACCACAUGUUAGUCCCGAGACCGAGGACCUAUGUAGACAAGGUCCAUAUAAUUUUGGACUUUAAAGCUUCUGCAAGCACAGUAUACACCUCACAGAGACCGAACUUUUGAACAGAAAAACGAAAAACAGAAAUGGGUGAAGCAAUCAUUGGGGCUGCUGUGCAAGUUUUGGUGGAGAAACUGAUCGUUGUUGCUACUGCAGACAUUCGCACCAUCUUCGGACUCAAGAAUGAGCUGACGCGCCUCAGGGAUUCAUUCACCAUGAUUCAGGCGUUCUUGCACGACGCCUCCAUGCGCCAAGUGGAGGAAGAAUCUGUCACAGUGUGGCUCAAGAAACUAGAAGAUGUUGCCUACGAAGCUGACAACUUGUUGGAUGAGUUCAAUUAUCAAAUCAUUCGUCGAAAGGUAGAGAUGAGAAACCGAAAGGUAUGCUGCUUCUUCUGCUUCACCAUUCCUUUGUUGUUUCGUUUAAAAAUGGAGCGUCAGAUCAAGUACGUCAAUAUGAAGUUGGAAGUGGUUAAUAGAGAUGCUAAUACCUAUAACCUUCAUAGGAGAGUUGCAGAUUGUCCUAUAUUUCUUCCUCCAGUAGUCGAAACUAAUUCCAUGGCUGUUGACCCAAUCUUCCUUGGUAGAAAAGAUGAUGCUUCUAUGAUAAUCAAUAUGCUAGUUAAUCCAAGCGAUGAUGUUGUCUCCGUCGUUCCCAUUGUGGGGAUGGGAGGUAUAGGAAAGACAACUUUAGCUCGAUCCAUCUUCAAUGACCAGCAAAUACAGCAACGUUUCAAUGCAAAGGCUUGGGCUUGUGUAUCUGGAUAUUCUGGUUCCAUCACAAGUAUUUUUAAGAGAAUACUUGAAUCUUUAAUCAACAAUGGUGGCAUGUUAAUAAGCGACGAAGCUAUCCUUAAGAAUCUUAAAGAGGAAUUGAAUGGUAAGCGAUAUUUACUUGUUCUUGAUGAUUUGUGGAAUGUUGAACGGAAGUAUUGGGAAGAUUUUAAAAGCUCUCUUCUUGGAAUCAACUCGAACAAAGGAAAUUUCAUCAUUGUGACUACCCGUAGCAAAGAUGUGGGAGAAGUUGUGAACCCAACGUAUCAACAUUCUUUGCGUGAAUUGUCUAGUGAUGAUUGUUGGGACAUAAUUAAGAUGAGAGCUUUUGCUAAUCAAGCGGAAGUUUCUGAACAUUUGGAAAAUAUUGGAAGGAAGAUUGCUAGUAGAUGUGGAGGUCUUCCACUAGCAGCAAACAUGAUAGCUGGAACUUUACAAGGAAAGAUAAUAGAUGAUUGGAUCGCAGUUCUACAAAAUGGAUUUUCAUAUUCCAAUGAAGACGCAAGUGGUGUGCUCCAGGUACUGAAGUUCAGCUUCGACCGUUUACCAUCUCCAUUACUUAAAAAGUGCUUCGCAUAUUGUGCCAUUUUCCCAGAGGAUGCAGAAAUAGAGAAAGAACGGCUCAUCCAACUUUGGAUGGCUGAAGGAUUCCUAAUAGAAAAUGAUGAAAAUGAUAUGGAGAGUUUAGGCAGUAGAGCUUAUGAUAUUUUGUUGCAAAACUCUUUCUUCCAGGAGACGGUAAGAGACAAGUAUGGCAAUAUCAAGCACUCGAAAAUGCACGAUUUGGUGCACAAUCUAGCAUGUUCAAUUUCAAAGGCAGAAAGUUUUGAUGUGAGAAAUUGCAAUGCGAAGAGCAUUCCUGGUCGGGUUAAAUAUCUGGCGAUGAGAACACUUAGUGACCAGGAAUCACACAAGAUGGAAAAAGAGAAUGCAAUUUAUUUGCGGGCUUUGUUUUUGGGUGAUAAGAUAAAUGACAGUGUGUUCCAUGAUUGCAAAAAUCUGCAUACUCUAGAUCUACAGGAGACAUAUAUUGAAGACUUGACACCCUCAAUUGCUAAGCUAAUACAUUUGAGGUUUCUUGACAUGUCUUCCACGAACAUCAGAGCUUUUCCAGAAUCAAUUUGUAAGCUUUACAAUUUGCAGACCUUGAGGGCAAUUUCAUGCAACGUCCUACGAGAGCUUCCAUGCCAACUGCAAAACUUAGUUAACUUGAGACAUUUCAUCAUUGAGAGUAUGGUCUCUACAACGUUCCAAAUGCCACUUAAAAUUGGAAGGCUAACUUGUCUUCGAACAUUAAAAUUCUUUAAUGUCGGCCAGGAGGAUGGUCGUCGAAUUGAAGAGUUGGGAUAUUUGAAAAACUUGAAAGGUGAACUUACCAUACGCAAUCUUGAACAUGUAAACGACAAAGAAGAAGCUGCUGGAGCAUGUCUCAUUGAAAAACCCAACAUACACAAGUUAGAGCUUGUGUGGAGUGGUUCGAGGGAAAGUGAUAACCUUAAUGAUGAGCUAGUGUUGGAAGGCCUUAAGCCUCAUUCAAACAUAAAAAGUUUAACCAUUAUGAGGUUUCAUGGGGAUAAUUUUCCAUCUUGGAUCAUGAGUAGGACAGUUGGUGAGGUAAUUCAGCUAGACAAAUUGAUUGAGCUCAAAUUGAUAGAUUGCGAAAGAUGCAUAGAAAUUCCGACACUAGGCCAUUUACCACGACUUAAAUUCUUAGUGUUGAGUGGACUGAAAAAUAUAAAAUCAAUAGGUCCUUCGUUUUACUAUCCUCGUAAUUAUGGCAUGGAUGAGUCAAGCAAAAGAAGGGAUAAACCUCCAUUUCCAUUACUGGAACGUUUCAUCCUACAUCAGAUGGCCAAUCUGGAAGAAUGGAUUGAAUCUUCCACUCAUAAUGCAUUUGGAGUUCUUAGUACUUUUCCACGCCUUAAAGUUUUGGAUAUUCAUGGUUGUCCCAAUAUGAGAGGUGCUCCGACCCAUGAGUUUCCUUGUCUUAAAAAACUAAAGAUUGUUGAGGCUGGAAAAGGUGGAGUAUUAUUGGAUAAGAUAUGCGGCAACAAUUUAAGCUCUCUCACGAGUUUGAUGCUCAGUUGUGUUUCAGAUCUCACUCAUAUUCCUCAAAGGCUAUUGUAUAACAAUCAAAGCCUUUCGGCACUAUGCAUUAUUAGUUGUCCUGGCCUAGUACAUCUUGAAUUGCAAGGCCAUGGUGUCGGGUCUCUUGAGUCUGUAUCUAUAUAUGAUUGCAAUAAACUCGAGUCAAUCAGAUACUCGAUACAUGGAGAAGGAAGUGGUAGUGACGGUCUCAGUUCUCUUCGAGGCUUGAUGAUUCUAGGUUGCCCUGAGCUGACUGAAGUUUCGAGUAAAAUGCUAGAGUCUUGUACCUCUCUUGAAUAUCUAGCAGUAAGCGAGUGCCAUAAUCUGGUCUCUUUUCCAGCAAGGUCUUGGAGAAUGUCACCGUGUUUAUCCUACUUGGAUAUUUCUCGAUGCCCGAAAUUGAGGAGUUUGCCAAAGGAUAGUCUCAAUUGUCUUUCCGGCUUAAGGGAGUUGUGCAUUGGUCCCUUCUCGAUAGAAGUGGGCUUCACGUCUUUUUGUGAGAUUUUUCAAGGCAUCCAACAACUACAUUCACUUACAACAUUAAGAUUAUACGGAUGGCCGCAGUUUGAGUCUCUGCCAAAUCAACUUCAACAUCUCACUACUCUCCGUUAUCUUGAAUUGUGUGAAUUUGGAAUGGAAGCUUUGCCUGAAUGGUUUGGAAACUUGUCAUCUCUGCAACAGUUGGAUCUUAAAAGAUGCAACAGGCUAAGACAUUUGCCCUCUAAGGAAGUCAUCCUUAGCCUCACCAAAUUAACAGAUUUAUACAUUACCGAAUGCCCGGUGUUAAGCCAGAGAUGCCAACAAGAUCAAAGCGAAUGGCACAAGAUUUCGCAUCUCCCUAGAUUCCGAUGCAUAAGGAAUUAAAUUGGCCCCGCUGAGCAAGGUCAUAGAUGAAUGAGUUUGAUGUUAUGUUAUUUUGGAGAUAUGAAAGAAGCCUCACAAAACCAGAGGUGAGUGGGGGGCGACUACGAAAAGAGCAAGAUUCGACUUAAUUUCAAUU
Molecule: messenger RNA, 3961 nt
Organism: Sesamum indicum (sesame)
Lineage: Eukaryota; Viridiplantae; Streptophyta; Magnoliopsida; Lamiales; Pedaliaceae
Product: putative disease resistance protein RGA3
Molecular function (GO): ADP binding
Source: RefSeq, a predicted model, not a curated record